Messenger RNA from Nerophis ophidion (straightnose pipefish), 1207 nucleotides. RefSeq names its product uracil phosphoribosyltransferase (FUR1) homolog (S. cerevisiae) (gene uprt). The record is from RefSeq and is a predicted model, not a curated record. Bases 327 to 1082 code for a protein of 251 amino acids. The transcript is spliced from 7 exons. NCBI's taxonomy places the organism in Eukaryota, Metazoa, Chordata, Actinopteri, Syngnathiformes, Syngnathidae.
GCGACCACGAUCUACGUCAUUUCCGGUUUCUACUGUCACUAAUGUCCAAAGGAAGCAGGCUAACCGAGUGUUUAUGCUACACAGCGUUGUUUUUAAGCGAAUUAGCUCUAUUUUGACAUUUUCAACGACUUUGUUUGUACUUUAUAGGUUUGCGCGUGUGGCAUAAACGUUACAGUCGGAUUAACUGGGGGAUUUUCCUUCGAAAAGACGGGACUCCCAGAUAAGGGCAGAACACGUUGUUCAACGGCGGACUAACGGCUGUCUAAAAGUGGGUCGCCGCUUCCGGAAGAAAAGAAGUGGCCGCCACUCACUUCACUUGCCCCAGGAUGCCAUGCCACAAUCAGCAGGUGAACAAUGUCAACACCGGCCAGGAGCACCCCAUGAAGCAGGUCCGCUUUGCCAGCAGCAAUGUGGCUCCGGAGCUAAGUGAUGCUAACAGCGGCAGACCGCCGCUCAACCAAGAGCCGCUGGGGCCGCAACUUAAACUGCUGCCUCUCAACGACCAGAUCCGAGAACUACAGACAAUAAUUAGAGACAAGACUACCAGCAGAGGAGAUUUUGUGUUCUGUGCUGACCGACUGAUCAGACUGGUCGUGGAAGAAGGCUUGAAUCAACUGCCCUACUCAGAGUGCACUGUGACCACACCAACAGGGUACAAGUACGAAGGAGUUAAGUUUGAGAGAGGCAACUGCGGCGUCAGCAUAAUGAGGAGUGGUGAGGCCAUGGAGCAAGGUCUGCGGGAUUGCUGCCGCUCCAUUCGCAUCGGCAAGAUCCUCAUCCAAAGCGACGAGGAGACCCAGAAAGCCAAAGUCUACUACGCCAAGUUCCCCCCGGAUAUUUACAGGAGAAAAGUGCUGCUUAUGUACCCCAUCCUCAGUACAGGGAACACUGUGAUUGAAGCAGUGAAGGUGCUGAUUGAGCAUGGAGUCCAGCCCAGACAUAUUAUCCUCCUCAGCCUCUUCUCCACACCUCACGGUGCCAAAUCUAUAAUCAACGAGUUCCCAGAUAUCACCAUACUGACCACAGAAGUUCACCCAGUGGCUCCAACACAUUUUGGACAAAGGUAUUUCGGCACCGACUAACCCAGGAAAACCCCAGGAAAUGAAUCUUAUAAUUGUUGUUUUGUAAUUUGUUUUGCUUUAUUUAAAAAAUAAUAUUACAAUUUUCUUUGUUGUGCCAAAUAAGAAACAAGUCUCAAAAAUGUAAA